Messenger RNA from Columba livia (rock pigeon), 619 nucleotides. It is a transcript of the gene PACS1, whose product is annotated as phosphofurin acidic cluster sorting protein 1. The transcript is spliced from 4 exons. The record is from RefSeq and is a predicted model, not a curated record. The annotation marks the transcript as partial. NCBI's taxonomy places the organism in Eukaryota, Metazoa, Chordata, Aves, Columbiformes, Columbidae. Gene Ontology annotation, molecular function: transmembrane transporter binding. Gene Ontology annotation, biological process: protein localization to plasma membrane.
GCCAAUGAGGCGGCGGGGGCGUGGCCGGCCGCCCCGGUAGCGGCGGCGAUGGCGGAACGCGGCGCCCCCCCGCGUUCCCUCCGCUCCGGGACCCCCGGGCCCCCCGACCCCGGCCGGGCCCCCCGGGGUGUCCCCCCCGCCCCCCGGAACCCCCGGAGCCCCCGGGCCCCCCGGCCGCCCGGUGCAGAUGAACCUGUACGCGACAUGGGAGGUGGACCGGAGCUCGCCCAGCUGCGUGCCCAGGCUGUUCACGCUGCGGCUGCAGCGGCUGCUGCUGGUGCGGGGGGGGGGGAAGGACCUGGGAUCCGUCGUCAUCGCCGUGAAGCUGCAGGGCUCCAAGCGCGUCCUGCGCUCCAACGAGAUCGCGCUCCCCCCCUGCGCCGCCCCCGAGGCCGAGCUGCACCUCACCUUCUCCCUGCAGUACCCCCAUUUCCUGAAGCGCGACGCCAACCGGCUGCAGGUGAUGCUGCAGCGGCGCAAGCGCUACAAGAGCCGCGCCAUGCUGGGCUACAAGACGCUGGCCGUGGGGCUCAUCAACAUGGCCGAGGUGGCACCCAUGGGUGCUGGGGGGGGGCACGGGGCGGGGGGGGGCGGGGGGGGCACCCCAGGGGUCCUUGAG